AUGGGGAAUAAAAGGAGUGUAGCGAUUCGAUUUAGCUAUCUUCUUGGAUUCAUUUUCAUGUUUCAUCUUUCACUAGCAGUACUUAUUGAUGAAAAUGAUAGUAUACCAGAUGGAGAUAGUAGGAUGCAAACUUACUUUGUUUGGGUACAAAAGCCCACAGACAAAGUUUCUGCUCUAAAUUCUCAAGAUUUAGAGAGUUGGUAUCAGACAUUUCUGCCAGAAAGUACUACUGCGAGCUCAAAUAAGCCCAGCAUUCCCCGAAUGCUUUACUCAUACCGUAAUGUGGCCACCGGCUUUGCAGCGAAACUGACUCCAGAGGAAAUUAAAGCAAUGGAAAAGAAAGAUGGGUUCGUGCAUGCUCAUCCAGAGAGGUUUCUGCCUUUGCACACAACUCAUAGUCCAAACUUCCUGGGGCUGCAACAAGUGUUUGGAUUUUGGAAAAAGACCAAUUAUGGUGAAGGAAUGAUCAUAGGAGUUUUGGACACUGGGAUAUCUCCAGGUCAUCCCUCAUUUAGUGAUGAAGGAGUGCCACCUCCCCCAGAGAAAUGGAAAGGCAAAUGCGAGUUCAAGUUCAAUGGGAGAACAGUGUGCAACAACAAGCUUAUUGGUGCAAGAAAUUUUCAAGGUGGAAAAGAAACAAAAGAAGUCUCUCCAUUUGGUGAAGAAGGCCAUGGCACACUCACUUCUAGCAUUGCUGCUGGAAACUUUGUGGAAGGCGCCAGCGUGUUUGGAAUGGCAAAUGGCACAGCAUCUGGCAUUGCACCUUAUGCUCACUUGGCAAUCUACAAGGUCUGCACCGAGGCAGGUUGUGCCGAAAGUGACAUACUAGCAGCUAUUGACAUUGCUGUUGAGGACGGCGUAGAUGUGCUCUCACUUUCCAUAGGUUUUGCUUCCUCGGUUCCUUUCCAUGAAGAUAUGGUUGCUAUCGGCGCGUUUGGAGCAUUUCGAAAGGGAAUUUUCGUCAGCUGUUCAGCAGGAAACUCUGGCCCUUCCUAUAGUUCCAUGUCAAACGAGGCACCUUGGAUUCUCACUGUUGGAGCAAGCACCAUUGACAGGAAAAUAAGCUCAAUAGCACAACUUGGAGAUUCUCCAAAAUACUUUUACUCUGGUGAAUCAUUAUUCGAUCCUAAAAAUUUUAGCACUUCACCAUUGCUGCCUCUUGUUUAUCCAGGUGCAAUUCACAAUAACAAAACUGAGUUCUGUGCCUUGGGAUCUCUUGUAAAUGUUGAAGGGAAAGUAGUGUUGUGUGAGAGAGGUGGAGGAGUGGGAGGAACUGCCAAAGGGGAAGAAGUGAAAAGAGCAGGAGGUGCUGCCAUGAUUCUAGUGAACGAAGUAACUGAUGGCUAUAGCACAUUAGCUAAUGCUUAUGUACUUCCAGCAACAAAUGUUGGUUUUCAAGCAGGUUUGAGUAUCAAAACCUAUAUAAACUCAACAACUACACCUAUAGCCACAGUUUAUUCCCCACGCACUGUAAUCGGAGAUGCACUUGCUCCAAUGGUUGCUUCUUUCUCAUCAAGAGGACCGAGUAUAGCUAGCCCCGGAAUUCUAAAACCUGACAUAAUUGGUCCUGGUGUUAACAUCCUUGCUGCAUGGCCUGUUUCGGUGGAUAAUGUCACAAAAUUUGACAUUCUUUCAGGUACUUCGGUGUCAUGCCCACACCUAAGUGGCAUUGCAGCCUUGAUCAAGAGUUCACAUCCGGACUGGUCACCUGCUGCCAUCAAAUCCGCCAUUAUGACAACCGCUGAUCUCUUAAACCUCAAAGGCACACCAAUUGUUGAUAGAUCAAAUACCCCAGCAGACAUCUAUAGCACUGGCUCAGGCCAUGUCAACCCUUCAAAAGCCAAUGACCCGGGGCUCAUCUAUGAUAUAAGACCAGACGAUUACAUUCCUUACUUGUGUGGUCUGAACUACACAAACAAUCAAAUAGAGAUGAUCACUCAACAAAGAGUGGACUGCUCUGAAGUAGGAGUCAUCGCUGAAGCGCAGCUAAACUAUCCUUCAUUUUCUAUCACAAUAGGGUCCUAUCAAACUCAGAAUUACACAAGAACGGUGAAAAAUGUUGGCCCAGCUUAUUCAACCUACAAAUCAGAGAUUGGGGAACCCCAGAAAUGGGGUGUGAUUGUGAACGUGGGUGUGACUCCUUCGGUUCUUACAUUCACAGAGGUCAACCAGACCAUUACAUAUAAUGUGGAGUUCUCCACAAAACUAGUUGGGCAAGAUGGUUCAUUUUUACAGGGACAUUUGAGAUGGGUUUCUGACAACCAUUCUGUAUACAGCCCCAUAGCUGUCAUCUUUCACUCUUGA
Messenger RNA from Fragaria vesca subsp. vesca, 2304 nucleotides. Its product is annotated as subtilisin-like protease SDD1-like. Gene Ontology annotation, biological process: proteolysis. The transcript has 2 exons. The record is from RefSeq and is a predicted model, not a curated record. Bases 1 to 2304 code for a protein of 767 amino acids. Gene Ontology annotation, molecular function: serine-type endopeptidase activity. NCBI's taxonomy places the organism in Eukaryota, Viridiplantae, Streptophyta, Magnoliopsida, Rosales, Rosaceae.